Paramuricea clavata is the source of this 339-nucleotide messenger RNA. The record is from the annotation of a GenBank genome assembly. NCBI's taxonomy places the organism in Eukaryota, Metazoa, Cnidaria, Anthozoa, Malacalcyonacea, Plexauridae.
AUGGCUAGAGUAACACCAAUAUUUAAGAAAGGAAAAAGGAAUGAUCCGAAUAACUAUCGACCAAUAUCAGUUAUUUCAGCUGUAGCCAAAAUCUUCGAAAAAUUAAUCUUUGAGCAACUUUAUAAUUACUUCAGUUCUAACAGCUUGUUAACGCAUUGCCAGUCCGGUUUCAGGUCGUUACAUAGUACACUUACUGCUCUUCUUGAAGCCACUAGUAACUGGUCAGUUAAUAUUGACAAUGGCCUCUUCAAUGGAGUAAUAUUUAUCGACCUUAAAAAAGCAUUCGAUACUAUUGAUGAAUUGAUCAUCAGAUAUUGCUGCGGAAGCUUCGAAUUUACG